Messenger RNA from Vollenhovia emeryi, 2035 nucleotides. RefSeq names its product dihydrolipoyllysine-residue acetyltransferase component of pyruvate dehydrogenase complex, mitochondrial (gene muc). The transcript is spliced from 7 exons. Gene Ontology annotation, cellular component: pyruvate dehydrogenase complex. NCBI's taxonomy places the organism in Eukaryota, Metazoa, Arthropoda, Insecta, Hymenoptera, Formicidae. Gene Ontology annotation, molecular function: dihydrolipoyllysine-residue acetyltransferase activity. Gene Ontology annotation, biological process: pyruvate decarboxylation to acetyl-CoA. Bases 199 to 1608 code for a protein of 469 amino acids. The record is from RefSeq and is a predicted model, not a curated record.
CACGUGACCUUGCCGACGACCUCUCGGCUCGGCAAUUGGGCAUCGUCCGUCAUCUGGUCCCGUUUUCGCGAUAGGUGGAAUUUAUUGGCGAACGGAGCGUUUGGGAUCGUCGUCGCUUGGUCAGGCGGGUGGACCGGUUUUAGAUUCAGACUCGCCGAAGGCUUCCGGAUCGGACACCGUCGACAAAUCCCAAUAGAUAUGAUACGAAGCACGUCUAGCCUACGUAACGGAUUGGCACGCGCGAUCAUCCGUAGUACCGUGCGAGCCAGCACCAGGUCUAUAGUCGUCCGGUGUCUUGAGAGAAAACAUGAGCAGAGUGCUUUGCGCUUGGUCUCGACACCAUGGCAGCAACAUCUCAGGUUUUACGCCGAUUAUCCGGAUCACAUCAAGGUCCCGCUUCCAGCCUUGUCUCCUACCAUGGAAACAGGAACGAUAAUCAGUUGGCAGAAGAAAGAGGGUGACAAGUUGAACGAGGGUGAUCUGCUAGCAGAGAUCGAAACUGACAAAGCCACUAUGGGGUUCGAGACUCCCGAGGAAGGUUAUUUAGCCAAGAUUUUAGUGCCCGCGGGAACAAAGAAUGUACCUAUAGGCAAACUGGUUUGCAUAAUUGUACAAGACGAGUCUAACGUAGCUGCGUUCAAAGACUUGAAAGAUGACGCAGUGCCUUCGGCACCGGCACCUCCCGCCGCAGCACCGCCGCCGACGCCUACCACAGUACCAGCUGCACCGGCUGCAGCAAGAGUUGCUCCCGUCGUACCACCUGUCGGAGAAAGAAUAUACGCUAGUCCAUUAGCAAAAAGAUUAGCGGCUGAGAAAGGACUUAGUUUACAGGGUCUAAAAGGAACAGGAUUAUAUGGCUCUAUAACAUCUAAAGAUUUAGAGGGUGCGGCGGUACGGCCAUCGGUAACGGCGCCAACUGGAGUAGAUAUUCCUGUGUCGAAUAUACGUGCGGUUAUUGCCAAACGCCUGUCGGAGAGCAAGCAGACGAUCCCGCAUUAUUACCUCUCGGUAGACGUAAGAAUGGAUGCUGCAUUGGCGAUGCGAGAGCAAUUUAAUCAAUUAUUAGAAAAGGACAAAAUAAAGUUGAGCGUAAAUGAUAUUAUUAUCAAAGGAAUGGCAAUGGCUUGUAAGAAAAUACCAGAGGGCAAUAGCGCUUGGUUGGGAGAUGUAAUUCGACAAUAUAACAACGUGGACGUUAGUGUAGCCGUGAGUACAGAUAGCGGUCUUAUCACUCCCAUAGUGUUUGGUGCCGACACAAAAGGUAUAGUUGAAAUCAGUAAAGAUGUGAAGGCGUUGGCUACAAAGGCGAGGGAAGGCAAAUUAAAACCGCACGAGUUUCAAGGAGGAACGAUUACCGUGUCCAAUUUGGGCAUGUUUGGAAUAAAAAAUUUCUCAGCUAUAAUAAAUCCUCCACAGUCCAUCAUUCUUGCUAUAGGCGCCACGGAAGCUAGACUGAUACCUGCCAAAAAUGAACAAGGUUUCACAACUGCCCAAUACAUGUCUGUAACUGCCAGCUGUGAUCACCGUACCGUAGACGGUGCUGUAGGUGCACAAUGGUUAGCCACCUUUAAAAAUUUAAUGGAAAAUCCAACGACGAUGCUUUUAUAAAAUGUUACUUCAGAUGGAAAUCUGCGUGCAGUUUAAGUAAAGUUUAAGAGGCAAUACAUGGAUAUUUCUCAAUUAUUUUCUCGCCGAGAAUGCUUCCAUGUUGACUCGAAUUAAAAAUUUUUAUUUUCAAAGCUUCCGAAAAUGGAAAAACAUUGUGGUUUUUAUGUGUGUAUGGAUAAGAAAGCCAACGAAUUUGUUGCUUCGUUCGUCGAGAGAGAGAGAGAGAUUAAAAAAUUUCAAAUUUGUUAUCGCCUAGCAAAACUGCCUCUAAAGUGGUCACGUGUACAUAUGUGUAUUUAGGAUAAUAAUCCAGCUGCAUUGUGUUGCAGAAAAUAUGAUGACUAUGUUUUAGGGGAACUAACGAUGAAAGUGUCGAAAAUGUUUAUAGUAAAUUAAAUAUUGUAUAAUAAACUCUGUAAAUCUCUUA